AUGUGUGUGUUCAUUGGUAAUAUAGAGUUUUUAGAUUGGAUUAUUGAGAAUGGAAAUUGUCCUGGUAUAGUUCUGGAUCGUGGGGUAAAUUUCAACGGUUCUUUAUGGCCCAUGUCCCAAGGGACUUUUGUUUUUAUCGAAACACCAAGUGAGAUCAAUAAAACCAUCUCAAUAUUGCUAUCGAUGCCGUUUUGGGACACCAAAUUAGCGUCGGUGAUUAUGAUAACAAGAAGAAUGCUAAAAGGCUUUUCUGUGGGGAAAUUUAUCGAUGACAUUUGUUCAAAUAAUUUGAGUAAUUUUGCUGUAACAUUUUUGCUGGAAGACUUGCCGGACUUACAGAUUUACAAGUACAAUCAUUUAGAUGAUAGGCAAAUUCAAAAACUUGCCUUAUCAGAAGUACAAAAAGCUUUUUCGAAGAAGACUUUAAAUUUCAAUCAUCAUCCUUUUAGAGGUGUAGGAUUUGAUUACAAACCUUUGUUUUUCCAAAUGAAUAACACAUGGGUGGGCGAUGAUUAUUACAACUACGUUACAUACUCUUCGAUGCUCAAGGCAACUGAAAGUAUUUUGGAAGUUUAUUUUUUUGCUGCUGCUCAAACUUGUUUGGAACAAAAUAAAGCUGAUUUUAUAAUUGUUAGUACUUUUAGAACAAAACUAUAUAAUGAUGUAGAUUUAACAUAUCCUCAUGGUAUUGAUAAGCUGGUUCUGCUCAUACCAGAAGACCCAAAGGUGCCUGGUUAUAUCAGCUUUUGGAGUAUAGCUGAUAAAUACUCCUGGACUUGUACCUUUGUAUCUUUUUUAUUUGUAGUGUUUGUUUUAAAACUCUUGGGCAGAAAAACUCAAUUUCAAAAUAAUUACAUCACUUUAGCUUGGAGGGUACUGUUUCUAUCCAGUGUACCGCAUUUGUCUGCUGUUAAAUGGAAACUAAAACUAUUUAUAGCCUUGUGGGUAUUUACUUCAAUCAUUUUGAUGACAACGUUUAGCACUUCUCUCACAAGCAGGCUUAUUUCUCAUAAUAAACAGUAUAAAUUACAGAAAAUCAGUGAAGUUAAAGACCUUAAUGUUUCUAUUUAUACGAUGGACUAUUUUGCUUCAGUAGUGCCACCCGAAUUGGGCUUUGCACCGAAUUUUAUUAUCAGCGAAUUCAAUAAUUACUCCUUCAUGACAGGGCAUUUGCAACCAGGCUCAUACUACCUUCUGAGAGAAGAUAUGGCCAAAUUUUAUAGUAUAUAUAUACUGGACGAUAACAAGGAACCACUAUUUUAUAUUUUGGAUGAAGCAUUCACGUAUGGUUUGAAACAAUACAUUCUUAAGAAAAAUUCACCCUAUUUGAGUAUGGUCAAUAAAAUUGUACUUUUGGAGAGGGAAUUUCAACUUGGUGCAGUGUUUAGAAACAAAAUAAAAAACAGGGCUGUCAAUACCAUAUUAAACAUGCAUUGUAUUAAAUCUUCGCCACAACUAAUUGAAAAUGAUUACUUUGCUAUUUUAAAAGAAUUCUUUACCUAUCACUCUAAUGCCAUUCGAAAAUUGAGCAUGUGUGUGUUCAUUGGUAAUAUAGAGUGUUUAGAUUGGAUUAUUGAGGAUGGAAAUUGUCCUGGAAUAGUUCUGGAUCGUGGGGUGAAUUUCAACGGUUCUUUAUGGCCCAUGUCCCAAGGGGCUUUUGUUUUUAUCGAAACACCAAGUGAGAUCAAUAAAACAAUCUCAAUAUUGCUAUCGAUGCCGUUUUGGAACACCAAAUUAGCGUCGGUGAUUAUGAUAACAAGAAGAAUGCUAAAAGGCUUUUCUGUGGGGAAAUUUAUCGAUGACAUUUGUUCAAAUAAUUUGAGUAAUUUUGCUGUAACAUUUUUGCUGGAAGACUUGCCGGACUUACAGAUUUACAAGUACAAUCAUUUAGAUGAUAGGCAAAUUCAAAAACUUGCCUUAUCAGAAGUACAAAAAGCUUUUUCGAAGAAGACUUUAAAUUUCAAUCAUCAUCCUUUUAGAGGUGUAGGAUUUGAUUACAAACCUUUGUUUUUCCAAAUGAAUAACACAUGGGUGGGCGAUGAUUAUUACAACUACGUUACAUACUCUUCGAUGCUCAAGGCAACUGAAAGUAUUUUGGAAGUUGAUUUUUUUGCUGCUGCUCAAACUUGUUUACAACAAAAUAAAGGUGAUUUUAUAAUUGUUAGUACUUUUAGAACAAAACUAUAUAAUGAUGUAGAUUUAACAUAUCCACAUGGUAUUGAUAAGCUGGUUCUGCUGAUACCAGAAGACCCAAAGGUGCCUGGUUAUAUCAGCUUUUGGAGUAUAGCUGAUAAAUACUCCUGGGCGUGUACCUUUUUAUCUUUUUUAUUUGUGGUGUUUGUUUUAAAAUUUUUGGGCAGAAAAACUCAAUUUCAAAAUAAUUACAUCACUUUAGCUUGGAGGGUCCUGUUUCUAACCAGUGUACCGCAUUUGUCUGCUGUUAAAUGGAAACUAAAACUAUUUAUAGCCUUGUGGAUAUUUACUUCAAUCAUUUUGAUGACAACUUUCAGCAGUUCUCUCACAAGCAGGCUUAUUUCUCAUAAUAAACAGUAUAAAUUACAGAAAAUCAGUGAAGUUAAAGACCUUAAUGUUUCUAUUUACACGAUAGACUAUUUUGCUUCAGUAGUCCCACCCGAAUUGGGGCUUGCACCGAAUUUUAUUAUCAGCAAAUUUAAUAAUUACUCCUUCAUGACAGGGCAUUUGCAACCGGGCUCAUAUUACCUUCUAAGGGAAGAUAUGGCCAAAUAUUAUAGUAUAUAUUUACUGGACGAUAACAAGGAACCACUAUUUUAUAUUUUGGAUGAAGCAUUCACGUAUGGUUUGAAACAAUACAUUCUUAAGAAAAAUUCACCCUAUUUGAGUAUGGUCAAUAAAAUUGUACUUUUGGAGAGGGAAUUUCAACUUGGUGCAGUGUUUAGAAACAAAAUAAAAAACAGGGCUGUCAAUACCAGUGAAAUAGUUGUUCACAAAUGCAAUGUUUUUAAAUUAAAUAUACAUUUUUAA
Molecule: messenger RNA, 3003 nt
Organism: Brassicogethes aeneus
Lineage: Eukaryota; Metazoa; Arthropoda; Insecta; Coleoptera; Nitidulidae
Source: the annotation of a GenBank genome assembly